Messenger RNA from Colletotrichum higginsianum IMI 349063, 2400 nucleotides. Its product is annotated as YL1 nuclear protein. Gene Ontology annotation, biological process: regulation of DNA-templated transcription; chromatin remodeling. Lineage: Eukaryota; Fungi; Ascomycota; Sordariomycetes; Glomerellales; Glomerellaceae. Gene Ontology annotation, cellular component: nucleus. Bases 1 to 2400 code for a protein of 799 amino acids. The transcript has a single exon. The record is from RefSeq and is a predicted model, not a curated record. Gene Ontology annotation, molecular function: ATP-dependent H2AZ histone chaperone activity.
AUGGCUGCGAAUCCAAUCGAAGCCAAACCUUCGUCGCGCGACGAGUCUUCGGACUCUGGAAGCGGAAGCGACAGCGAAAACGAUACCCCGACGACGACAACGACAACGACGACGCCGACAGCGGUUGAAUGGCUAGCGACCGGCCGAUCAAGACGGUCCACGGCCGGCAAUCGCAUGAAGUCGAUGCUGGCCAACGAAGAACCCGACUCAGAUCUCGAACUGCUAUUUGCCGAAGACGACAACGACGAAGGCUUCACCGAUGUCGACGAUGCGGGCUCCGACAUACAGAUGGACUCGUCAUCCGACGACGAGGACGAGCAGAACCGCGGGGACGAUUUCGAGGGAGAGAAAGAGCUUGAGAAGCAAGCCAGGGAAAGGAAGCUGGCUUCGCGGAAACGCAAGGCCGAAGAGGCCAUCCCCGCCAAGUUCAGAAAGAAGGUCCGCAUCGACCAGGCCGCGGCGGCCGCCGCCGCCGCCCCGGCGCCACGACCCAAGAAGAAGUCGGAGCGGACGAGCUGGCUGCCCUCUCCGGCCGACAUGCCCAUCCGCGCCUCGCUGCGUCAGACCACGAUGCUCAGCAAGGAGCAGCUGCACCAGCAGAUGAAGGAGCGCGAGACGAAGCGGUUGAAGCAGUUGGCCGUGAUGGAGAAGAAGGCCAAGAAGCUCGCGGCGUCGAAGAAGCCUCCCAUGACGCAAGCCGAACGACUGGCGGAGGCUGCUUCGGUGGAGAAGCGGAACGCGAAGUCGCUCAACAGGUGGGAAGAGGCUGAGAAGGCGCGCGAAGAGGAGCGCCUCGCUAAACUGGCGGCCCUGAACAACCGGACGCUCAAGGGACCCGUGGUCACCUACUGGAGCGGCAUAGGCAAGUGGGAAAACCACCUGAAGCACGUGGGCAGGGUGGCCGAAGAGGAGAAGGCUCCCCGGAAGAAGCGGGAGAAGAAGGACAAGGGCGACAAGGCGAAGGGCAAGGAGAAGGACGAGAAAGAGCCCAAGAAGGAGGGGAGCUCGACAGCCGGCGCGGCCUCGACGUCGUUACCACCAUCGACAUGCCCGGAUGGGCAGGCCGAGGCCAAGCCCGGCGCACCGUUGGCUUCUCCGGCGCCAGCAGAUCCGGGAAAUCCACAACAAAGCCGUGUCCCCAACCCUCCCUCGCCAACAGCCACGGCACCGUCGGAAGCCACGCCGAUCGUGAAGGAGGAAGACCGCCCUCGCGUGAUGGCACCUCCCCCCAUCCCGCCGCCGCCGCCGCCGGCGGUCUCGUCAGCAUCGUCACGGCCCGAGGGCCAACCCAGGCUGAUGGCACCACCGUCGAUCCCUCCACCUCCGGCACUGGGCUCGUCGUCGCCCAUGGCCCCUCCGCCCCUACCUCCUCCGCCCAAAACCUCACCGCCUGUCCUGGCAGCUCCGGUGCUCGCGCUUCCGGUUCUGGCUCCGCCUUUGGGUGGCAUACACCUCGUUCAGCACACAACACAGCCGAAGUCCAACGUGCUCGCGCCGCCCAACACAACGCAGCACAAAUCCCCUCUCUCGAUGCCUGCCCCUCCCCCUCCGCCAUCCGCGAGGCCACCACCUCCCCCAUUAGCACCGCUCCAACCAACAACCCAACCAACCCAGCCUCCCGCUCCGCCGAAACCCGCUCCGCCGCCGGUGGCCGCCCCCUCUCCGCCACCUGCGCCUGCAGCCCCGCCGGCGCCGGAAGAGCCACCCCCGAGCGAGGUCGCGCGCAACGCGUUCAUCCUCCGCAACUUUGACGAAGAGCUCGUUCGCGACAAGACGGUUCAAACCCAAAUCCUGUUCGGGCGGCGGAUGGAUCGUCUUGCGAAACCAGCACCCCGCCCCGUGUGUGUCAUCACCGCUCACCCGGCCCGCUACCGCGACCCCGAGACGGGCCUGCCUUACUUCAACGCCUACGCGUACCGGGAGAUCCAGCGCCUCCGACGCGGCGAGUACAAGUGGAGCAGCCUCCUCGGCGCAUGGGUCGGCACCUGCACCUACGCUGCCCGCGGUGUGCCAGAAAGGUUUCUGAAGGGGGGCAGACCCAAGGAGCCUAAUAAGUCGAAGGGGGCGGGGGUGGAGCCGAAGGAGACUGAGGCCAACACCGUCGCGGAGGCCACCGAGAGCCAGGAAGCCCCGAACACGGACAAGGCCACAACACCCACCCAGGAGGGUGCGUUGGAACAGCCGCCGCCGACGGGGUCGGAGGGCGCGACGGUGCCCUCGCCGUCACCGUCGGUGCCCCAGACAAAGGUGCAGACGCAGACGCAGACGCAGACGCAGACGCAGACGCAACAACAGCCGCAGCCGCUGGUCGAAGCUCAGAAGCAAGACCAGGGUGCGAAACCGGCUGCAGCCGAGCCUGCUCCGCAGCCCGGUGUGGCCUCGGUCUCCACCGUCGUCUGA